AUGGGCAAGCCAAAAACACUUGAUUUGUUCUUUAAGAAAAAAGAUGAGAGUCACUCAAAAGUCAAUACUGACACACCUCUAGCAAUAGAAAUUGAAGCUUUAGUGACCAAUGAGCGUCCCUCCAAAUGUCCAAGAAUUCAACCUGAAGAAAUGGAUGCUACUAUUUUUCAACGUGAUCCAGGAUUACGUCGGCAAAUAUGGGAAUUUCCCAUAAACUUACAAGAUAAAAUGCGACGUGCUUAUAUUAACGCCGGUCCAUGUCAACCCAUACUUUUGGAAUAUCCAGUUUCAGGAGAGGGUAAUAAUCGUCGCCGAUUUCAAACUUCUUGGUUCAACACAUACUCAACUUGGUUGGAGUACUCGAAGUCAAAGGAUGCCAUAUUUUGUCUUCAAUGCUAUGUUUUUGCUAAGAAAUCAACAGGCCGUCCAGGAUCAGAUGCAUUUGUUGUGAAAGGUUUUAACAAUUGGAAAAAGGCGAGCGACACAAUGAAUAGUUCUUUAAUGGGACACGUGGGAAAAGAUCCAAAUUCACCACAUAAAAAUGCUGUGAAAUGUUGUGAGGAUCUAAUGAAUCAAUCACGGCAUAUUGACAAGUUAGUUGAAAAACAAACAUCACAAGAAACAGAGAAUAAUCGGUUGCGGCUCAAAACCUCGAAUGCUCCAAAGAAUGCGAAGUAUACAUCACCCAAAAUUCAAAAGGAAAUUCUGCAUAUCAUUGCAAAUAAAGUGCGGGAUGUGAUUCGAAAAGAAAUUGGGGAUGCCAAAUUUUGCAUUCUCGUUGAUGAAGCUCGGGAUGAGUCAAAAAGGGAGCAAAUGGCCAUUAUUCUGAGGUUUGUUGAUAAAGAUGGCUUUAUAAAAGAGCGAUUCUUUCAUGUCGUGCAUGUUAAUGAUACUACUGCAUCAACUUUAAAAAAGAAUAUAUGUGUUGUUCUUUCUCGUUACAACCUUCAAAUUGAGAAUAUUCGAGGUCAGGGAUAUGAUGGAGCUUUAGUUGCAGCAUCUAGAGAAGCCAAGCAUAUUCAUCAGUUCUUUAUUCAGUUGGGUUCUAUUAUCAAUAUUGUUGGUGAUUCUUCUAAACGUCAUGAUGAAUUACAAUCUGCUCAAGCUGCUGAAAUUGAAAGUUUGAUUGUUUCUAAUAAAAUUGAAACUGGAAAGGGUGCAAAUCAAAUUGGUACUUUGCAACGACCUGGAGAUACUCGAUGGUCAUCUCAUUAUCAAUCUAUUUAUAGUUUGAUAAGAAUGCUUGGUGCAACUUGCUCAGUUAUCAACAAUAUCUCCAAGGAGGGAGCUAAUUAUUCUCAACGUGGUGAUGCUGAAGCGGCUUACAUGGUAUUAACAUCAUUUGAAUUUGUUUUCAUAUUGCAUUUGAUGAAUGAUAUUAUGGGACUCACUAAUAUGUUGUGUCAAACUUUGCAACAAAAAUCUAUAGACAUUUUAAAUGCCAUGAGUCAAGUUUCAACGACACAAUUACUCAUUCAACAGAGGAGAGAAGAUGGGUGGGAGCCUUUGCUUGCUACUGUUAAAUCAUUUUGUGAAGAAAAUGAAAUUGAUAUUCCUGAUAUGAAUGCUCAUUACAGUAGAGCUCGAGGUCGAUCUCGUCGUCAAGAUGAAGGGUCUUUGACAACAGUUGAGCAUCAUUUUAGAGUUGAUAUAUUUACUGCUGCAAUAGACUUUCAAUUACAAGAAUUGAAAAAUACAUUUGGUGAGCAGGCUGUAGAACUCCUCACUCUUAGCGUUGCUUUAAGCCCGAAAGAUGCAUACAAAUCAUUUAAAAUUGAUGAUAUAUGCAAAUUAGCUGAGAAGUUUUAUCCUAAAGAUUUCAACAAGCAAGAAAGAUUCUGUUUGAAAUUUCAAUUGGAGCAUUAUAAGCUUGAUGUGCCAAAGCAUUCAGAUUUUCAAAAUAUGUCUACAUUAUCUGAGUUAUGUAGAGGAUUGGCAGAUUCGGGAAAGCCAAAGAUCUAUCCUUUGAUUGACAGGUUGAUUCGCCUAGUGUUGACUCUCCCUGUUUCAACUGCAACUGCAGAACGAGCUUUUUCUGUCAUGAAACUUAUAAAAACUAGAUUACGUAGUAGAAUGGAAGAUGAGUUUCUUGCAGACCAUAUGGUAGCAAUGGACAUGUCUGAUAAGGAACCAAAAGCUAAACCAACUGAACCAGAGUUAGUGCCGGAGCCGAAACUGGAACCGCCAGAGGCUACCGAUGCAGAUCUGAAACCUAAAGAACCGAAACAGAGCUCGAUCCGAUCCAAUGAAGCCGCUGGUUGCAAGACGAUCAAUUUGAUCAUUGGGUCUUGCAAAAUUUCCCUCUCUCUUCUGCACGCUAUACCCGAACUUUUUGUUGCUGUGCUAUUUCCAAAAGCCGUCGAUGGCUUUGAGGUUUGCUUCCAGGAUGAACUAGACCUUAGAGAAGAAGACAUAGCCUCGAUUUUGAGUGGGCUUGCUAGCGAGGACGAUGAGGAGGCGGCGGGUUUCCUCCCCUCUGCACGCCAUGAACAGAAGCUGCAUCGUGGUUGA
This is a messenger RNA of Alnus glutinosa, 2511 nucleotides long. RefSeq lists its product as uncharacterized. The transcript is spliced from 5 exons. Gene Ontology annotation, molecular function: protein dimerization activity. NCBI's taxonomy places the organism in Eukaryota, Viridiplantae, Streptophyta, Magnoliopsida, Fagales, Betulaceae. The record is from RefSeq and is a predicted model, not a curated record. The coding region runs from base 1 to 2511 and encodes 836 amino acids.